Molecule: messenger RNA, 621 nt
Organism: Caenorhabditis briggsae
Lineage: Eukaryota; Metazoa; Nematoda; Chromadorea; Rhabditida; Rhabditidae
Exons: 4
Coding region: 1-621 (206 amino acids)
Source: RefSeq, a predicted model, not a curated record
AUGGUUUACCCAAAUCCUUUAAUCCUCAUAGACGCAGAACAAUCGAUUUCCGACGAUCAUAGUAACACAAUGAAAUUUGUUCUUCUUCUUCUAAUUCCUACAUUAUCAUCAGCGCAACUUGACUUGAGCGCUAUUAAAAAACAAGCCACCACUCCUUCUGGACCAACAGUUUCUACUGCAGUAGCUACUACUACAACCAAAAUGCUCGAUGUCCUGACGCAAUCAACGGCUGAGGAAGAGUGUGUUUCACUUGGGGCUCAUCUGGCUUCGUUUGAAACACCUGAAGAGGCAACUGCAAUCAAAAAUCUGGUCCUUUUUGCUCCUCUAUUUUCCGAUGAUCUUCAAACUUUCUGGUCGAGUAGCCAGGAAUCAUGGAUUGGUCUAUCGAAAACAAGUAAUGGCGCUUGGAAAUGGUCGGAUUCCACUGAAGUAGAUUUCACGAACCUCCCAGAUGGAACAUCCGUUUCAGAAGCGUCUUGUGUUUCUGUGAGUGGGAAGAUUUUGUUUCGGAACAGAUCGGUUUUUUUAAAGAUGAACAUCAGCGGAGUGUGGCAGUCAAAUAAGUGUUCUUCCACCGUUUCUUCCUUUAUCUGUAAACGAACGGCUGAUUCUACAGCUUGA